AUGGAUGCAUGCUUGACUGGUAGUACGUGUCUUAUCCUUUUUUCAUUGUUAGUGGAGACAAUCGCACUAUCUUCUCUGCAAGAAAAACAUGCACGUGAAGAGUUGAAGGGGAAAAAUCCAGAAAAUCAUUUCGACUUACCGGCGGAAUCUCAUGACGGCAAACUCCUAGAUACCAAUCUCCGGAUUAAUUACUAUGAUGUUGAAAUGACUGGUGCGAAACCAGCACUCUGCGGUGAUUAUUCCACCUUAGUGCUACCUUCCUACUCAGUUAGAGAAUCACAAUCGAUUGGCACCCAAAUUCUGCACAAGCUUUACUACCAAAAUACUCGAGAAGUAUAUACGCAUGACGAGUGUAACCACCAAUGUUUUUAUGGCUGUCGCCCGGCAGGGUAUGACGAGAUAAUAAUAGACGAGUUGAUCGAGCGUGACAUACCUGACUUACUUAUUUACCAGUGCGAAAGGUAUCACUUAAUCUUCUGA
Molecule: messenger RNA, 480 nt
Organism: Thelazia callipaeda (thelaziosis nematode)
Lineage: Eukaryota; Metazoa; Nematoda; Chromadorea; Rhabditida; Thelaziidae
Source: the annotation of a GenBank genome assembly